Molecule: messenger RNA, 696 nt
Organism: Thlaspi arvense
Lineage: Eukaryota; Viridiplantae; Streptophyta; Magnoliopsida; Brassicales; Brassicaceae
Source: the annotation of a GenBank genome assembly
UCGUUCGGUUUCAAGGGGCAUUCGCCGGAACUCGGACUAAGCUAUGGUGAUCGUCCUUUUCCUCCCCUCGUCUCCCUGUAUGGUCGGAUUGGCCUCCAUCGUUACAAUUUGCUUCAGGAUACAAAGUUUCGGCUCGAGCGCAUGGUGAAGUAUGUUUCCACAAUAGGUUCUCCUGCUCGCUCUUACUACAUCACUCUGAAGGCGGUGGAUGGCUCUUCGCAUAAUAUUUUUGAGGUUAAAGUAUCAGAAGACAGAGUUAACGCAUUUGCUCUCAUGUGCAAUAUUGCAAGAAUUCGAGGGGAUACAAGCCCUUUGAAAGGAGUGAUUCUUAUGGAUGAUAGCUUGCCUGAGUGGCCGCCACAAGAGGAUCCUUUUGAAAAACAUUACCUGGCGAAGGAUUCAGAGCUCGCAGACAAUGACGAGUGGAUUCGUCUGUACGUGAAGCUUGCUGUUGCCAAAUCUGGUCGUGCCAGUGAAAUCGACUUUGAGAAUCUCAAGGUGGCGAUGGAUGCGAGUGAUGAGGGGCUCAAUGCCAAGAAGGCAGAUUUCUACAUAAGGUACAGGGACUUGCACGAGGAUCACGAUCACGUUACCAUCGUUAGAAGAUCGUUUGUUCAGGAUAACGGAAUCUUGAAUCUCGUGGGUCGGACUCGGAGCUUAGAAAGUAUACCAGAGAAGCCUACGUUUGCUUGCUGA